AUGGCAGAUGAUGAGCUGGCCACCGAAGAGGCUGGCAAGACUCUCCCAUCCCUGUCUCCGCUGCGAGCCUCCGACCAGCCCACAGCGGGUGACUUUGACGAAGGAAUCGACGUCCCGAAGCUGGAGGAACUGCUCAAGGACUACAUCUUUUCACAAAGCAUCGGGACACUGAACCCGCCCAAGUUCGGCAAAGUCCUGGCAGCAAAAAUCAGGAGGGAAGGCAAAGAACAUCUUUGCGUCCUCUACACCGUGGAAUCCAGUGGGCCAGCCGACAGGCGGCCAUACGAAGCUGCCUUUGGCGAACCGGAAGUUUUCGAAGAAGUGGUCUACAUCACAGACUACAUGAGCAUCUCCACAGCACCACCAAGAUGA
This is a messenger RNA of Symbiodinium pilosum, 372 nucleotides long. The record is from the annotation of a GenBank genome assembly. Lineage: Eukaryota; Dinophyceae; Suessiales; Symbiodiniaceae.